UCUUGUUUGUAUGUGCAUAAAUAAAGACCAAUAAAUCUAUUGUCUUCAAUUGUAAUAUUAAAAAUGAAAGUAAUUCAAUUUUUACAUCUGUUCUUUGCAGUCUUUGUAACAGCAGUUCUUCCAAAAUCAAAUGCUGAAAUUUGGAACAAGCCACCUAGUUGUUUCAUCGACAAUCAAAGAAAAAAUUACUUAAGGAUUGACGAACCAGUUUACGAUACUGAUGAAGAAACUAUUAUUUCUCAGAAUAGACAAUAUGAAAUGACAAACGUCAGACAAUAUGUUGUUAAUAAUUAUCCCUAUUUUAAGGGAAAUAUUUUUGAAACUCCUGAAAGAAUGGUGUACUUACCAUCACAUACACUUCAGAUUCGUUUGAUGCAAAUAGACGAAAAGAAAGAAAUUAGCAGAGCGGGAGAUUUUUAUUAUUACAAUUUUACUAUAACACUAAUCUGUAAUAAUGAUGAUUUGGUUGAUGUGUACACAGUUCUUCCUAUAAUUGACACCAACAACCCCGAGCCAUUUUUUGGUAAACCAAAAUACACCUACAACCUAAUUUCUUCAUAUGCUGAAGAUUUCAAACGUCAACAACUUCUAAACCCCAUUAUCGCAACAGAUUAUGAUGUAACCAACGCAGCAGUACAAUUUACCAUGGAAAAUAAUCCACAUUUUGACAUAAUGUACAAUGGAAUUGUAGCUAAUACACUCAACAAGCAUCAUUACGCUUUACUAACGCCCAAAGUCCCUGGCAAACUUAUUACUGACAAAAUUGAAGUUACUAUUAAAGUGACUGACAUGGGAUUUCCCCCGAGAAGUAACGUUACAAAAGUCGUAAUAAAUCCACCAUCGCCACCAAUGCCAAUUUUUAAAUCUCCUUUUUAUGUAGGUCAUUAUUACAAGAAUAAUACGUUUGUUAUGCAUGAAAAUCCAGAAUUGGAUGAAGGAUGUACAUUUUAUUCGACAAGUGUUGAAAUAUCAUAUAACAAUGUAAUAAGUAGAAUUUUUUAUACUACAAUAGUCGAUGAUAAGAUUAUUAUAAACAAAAGUGAUGGUGAGAGUUUGUAUGAUUUUUACGAAGAAAACUACACAGCUUACCAACUGAAAGCAAAAUAUACUGAUCCAAUCACCAAUCUGUUUAAUGUUGGAGUAGCAACUUUUAUUGUAGAACAUCAUCACGAUUUAUAAAGAAAUUAACCAUUGUUUAUUAUUAAAUACAUUUGAAUAAAUCUUUAA
Molecule: messenger RNA, 1227 nt
Organism: Tribolium madens (black flour beetle)
Lineage: Eukaryota; Metazoa; Arthropoda; Insecta; Coleoptera; Tenebrionidae
Exons: 6
Coding region: 64-1179 (371 amino acids)
Cellular component (GO): membrane
Molecular function (GO): calcium ion binding
Source: RefSeq, a predicted model, not a curated record